Molecule: messenger RNA, 321 nt
Organism: Haplochromis burtoni (Burton's mouthbrooder)
Lineage: Eukaryota; Metazoa; Chordata; Actinopteri; Cichliformes; Cichlidae
Product: zonadhesin
Source: RefSeq, a predicted model, not a curated record
GAUCCACACUACACCAGCUUUGACAAACGCAAAUAUGACUUCAUGGGCAACUGCAGCUAUCUGAUGUCUAGUCCAUGCAAUGACACAACUGUGCCCUACUUUGAGGUCCAUACUGACAAUGAAAACCGGUAUAACAGGCCGACUAUCUCCUAUGUGAAUGCAGUACAUGUAUACGCACAGAUGAUAAAGAUCUCCAUUCUCAAAGGUGGCACUGUGCAGGUUAAUGGGACCAAUGUCAAUCUGCCACUGUCCCCGGCCCCUGGUAUUUCUGUGUUCAAGUCAGGAAAACACUACACUGUCUCCAUGAACUUUGGUGUGACG